This is a messenger RNA of Drepanopeziza brunnea f. sp. 'multigermtubi' MB_m1, 1425 nucleotides long. RefSeq lists its product as uncharacterized. Lineage: Eukaryota; Fungi; Ascomycota; Leotiomycetes; Helotiales; Drepanopezizaceae. The record is from RefSeq and is a predicted model, not a curated record. Gene Ontology annotation, molecular function: L-amino acid transmembrane transporter activity. Gene Ontology annotation, biological process: amino acid transmembrane transport.
AUGACGACUUAUCCUGUCGAGGAGAAGAAGACCCCGAUCGAAGAUAAGGGUUUCUUCAGCUCGGAUUCGGACCACGAGACUGGCUCCGUUGACACGAUUGCUGCGUUGGUUCAAGAAGACCACAGCCAUGAGAUCCAACUCCGCACAAUGUCCUGGCAAAAGGCCGCCUGGCUCCUCGCCGGUGACCAAGUAUGUCUUGCCAUCAUGGCCCAGACUUGGUCUCUCUCGGUCCUCGGCUGGGUCCCUGGGAUUAUCACCAUGGUGGUCGCCGGCGCGCUCUUCUGGAUCACGUCCAUCACCAUGCACAAGUUCAUCAUGAAGCAUCCCCAGAUCAGAGACAUCUGCGACUUCGCCUACUACGCCUGUGGGAAGUCAAGCAUCGCGUACGAGUUUGCCGGUUUCAUGCUGCUCGCCAACAACAUCAUGCUGAUCGGGUUCCACGUCCUGACCGGCGCCAAAAUCCUGAACACGCUCUCCGAUCACAGUCUUUGCACUGUUGUGUUUUCCAUCGUCGUUACCAUCAUGGGUAUCGUGUGCUCGGCUCCGCGAACCCUGAACCACGUCUCGUUCAUGUCCAUGUUCUCGGCAGCCUGCAUGGGCAUCGCCAUCCUGCUCUUCCUGAUCUUCGCCGGCAUUGAAGAUGCCCCCUUCUAUGGCUACGGAGGCAACUACCCGACCCUGGGCGCGGUCAAGACCUACGCGCUCCCCCAAGCGGGCACCGACUGGGUCGCCUGCAUGAACGCCGUCCUGAACAUCACCUUCCUCUGGGUCCCGCAGAUCCUGUUCCCGACCUUCAUCUCCGAGAUGGAGCGGCCGCAGGACUUCCCCAAGGCCCUCGCCGUGCUGGCCGGUAUCUCGAGCGUCCUGUUCAUCGUGCCGCCGGCCAUCGGCUUCCACUACCUCGGCCAGUACUCGACCGCGCCGGCCUUCGGGUCCCUCGGCGUCGUCGCCUACAAGAAGGCCUCCUUCGCCUUCGUCAUCGUGCCGACCAUCGUCAUCGGCGUCAUCUACGCCAACGUCACGGGCAAGUUCAUCUACUUCCGCAUCCUGGGCCGCAGCCGGCACGCCCACAGCCACACCCUCACCGGCUGGGGCCUCUGGGCCGGCCUGAUGGUCGCCAUCUGGGCCAUCGCCUUCGUCUUUGCCGAGGUCAUCCCUUCCAUGGGCGACUUCCUCUCCCUGCUCGGCGCCGCCUUCGACUCCUUCUUCGGCUUCAUCUUCUUCGCCAUCGCGUACGCGCAGCUCUACCGGGGCCGGUACUGGACGGGCCCGGGACGCAGCCUCAUGACGGCCAUCCACAUCUUCGUCAUGGCGUGCGGCCUGUUCUUGCUGGGCCCGGGCCUGUACGCGGCGGUCAAGGCCAUCAUUACUGACUAUUCCGGCGCCACGAGCCCGGCGUUCAGUUGCGCCAAUGUGGCUAUCUAA